Messenger RNA from Cylindrotheca closterium, 381 nucleotides. The record is from the annotation of a GenBank genome assembly. Lineage: Eukaryota; Bacillariophyta; Bacillariophyceae; Bacillariales; Bacillariaceae.
AUGAGAGAUUUGAGUAGUUUGAGCGGAUCCAUCAGUGGUUCUACGACCGACGCCUAUCUCGAAGGUGAUGCGAUCAAGGUAGAGCAUCUAUUCACCUUCAAAUUGGAUCGAUCCAUGCGAAAAACAGCCGACAAGCUGUUGGACCUUGUGGGUGAAUACGCCGAAUCCUUUCGAUAUAUUGCCAUUGGACUAGCUGCAUAUCUAUUGCUUUCUGGCAUGGCACAAUUGGUGAAUGCAGUAGGGACGAGUGAUGACUCAUCGAGUAAAAAGCACAAAAAGGACAAGUCCUCCAAGCACAAGGACAAAACGGAAGCAAAAGCCGAGACGAAAACAGAGGCGCCAAAGUCGGAGCCAAAAGUGGAUUUAGAGGCACCAAAGUAG